AUGGCGAGGAGCAAUCAAGGAGCAUCUGCAAGUGUCAAUGUAGUGGAAACCCAAAAACAUCUUCUGAAAAGUGAUGUUCUCUACCAGUAUAUUCUUGAAACAAGCGUUUAUCCCCGUGAACCAGAAUGUUUGAAGGAACUCAGGGAACUCACUGCAAACCAUCCAUGGUCCGUUAUAGCCAUUCCAGCUUAUGAGGGUCAAUUUUUGAUGCUUCUAUUGAAACUAAUAAAUGCCAAGAAGACUAUAGAGAUUGGCGUUUUCACAGGAUAUUCUCUACUCUGCACGGCCCUUGCUUUGCCCCCUGACGGGAAGGUCAUAGCCAUUGAUAUAAACAGAGAAUCAUAUGAUUUGGGGAGGCCUAUCAUUGAGAAAGCAGGAGUUGCCCACAGAAUUGAUUUCAGAGAGAGCCCUGCUUUGCCCAUUUUGGAUGAAUUGAUACAAAAUGAGGAGAUGCUGGAGUCUUUUGAUUAUGCGUUUGUAGAUGCUGACAAAGAUAACAGUGUGAACUACUACAAACGUCUGCUGAGAUUGGUGAAGAUUGGAGGGCUUAUUUGUUUCGAUAAUACACUGUGGUGGGGCAGUGUUGCUGAACCUCCCAAUGCAAUGAUGUCUGAACAAGGGAGAAGCAACAGAGAGUAUAUAAUUGAGCUGAACAAGGCACUCGCUGCUGACAAACGUAUAGAGCUUAGCCAGCUGCCUAUUGGUGAUGGCCUCACUUUAUGUAGGCGCAUUUCAUAA
This is a messenger RNA of Cryptomeria japonica (Japanese cedar), 738 nucleotides long. Its product is annotated as caffeoyl-CoA O-methyltransferase-like. The record is from RefSeq and is a predicted model, not a curated record. NCBI's taxonomy places the organism in Eukaryota, Viridiplantae, Streptophyta, Pinopsida, Cupressales, Cupressaceae. Bases 1 to 738 code for a protein of 245 amino acids. The transcript has 5 exons. Gene Ontology annotation, molecular function: S-adenosylmethionine-dependent methyltransferase activity; O-methyltransferase activity.